Molecule: messenger RNA, 1332 nt
Organism: Caenorhabditis briggsae
Lineage: Eukaryota; Metazoa; Nematoda; Chromadorea; Rhabditida; Rhabditidae
Gene: Cbr-rpt-2
Product: Protein CBR-RPT-2
Exons: 4
Coding region: 1-1332 (443 amino acids)
Biological process (GO): proteasome-mediated ubiquitin-dependent protein catabolic process
Cellular component (GO): proteasome regulatory particle, base subcomplex
Molecular function (GO): ATP hydrolysis activity; proteasome-activating activity; ATP binding
Source: RefSeq, a predicted model, not a curated record
AUGGGACAGCAACAGUCUGGCUUCGGAGGAAGAGGUAACGACCGGGGAUCCGGUGAUAACGAAAAGAAAGAAAAGAAGAAGUAUGAGGCUCCAAUUCCAUCAAGAAUCGGAAAAAAGAAGAAGGGAUCUAAAGGACCAGAUGCCGCAAGCAAAUUGCCAGCAGUUACCCCACACGCCAGAUGCCGUCUGAAGUUGUUGAAAAGUGAGAGAAUCAAGGAUUACUUGCUGAUGGAGCAGGAAUUCAUCCAAAACCAAGAGCGUCUGAAGCCACAAGAGGAGAGACAGGAGGAAGAACGUGCUAAGGUUGAUGAGCUUCGUGGAACUCCAAUGGCUGUUGGAUCAUUGGAAGAAAUUAUUGAUGAUCAACAUGCUAUUGUUUCUACUAACGUCGGAAGUGAGCAUUAUGUCAACAUCAUGUCAUUCGUAGACAAGGAACAGUUGGAACCAGGAUGCUCUGUACUUCUCAACCACAAAAAUCAUGCAGUUAUCGGAGUACUUUCCGAUGACACUGACCCAAUGGUAUCUGUUAUGAAACUCGAGAAAGCCCCACAGGAAACCUACGCAGAUGUUGGAGGACUCGAUCAACAAAUUCAAGAAAUCAAAGAAGCUGUUGAAUUGCCUCUUACCCAUCCUGAAUACUAUGAAGAAAUGGGUAUUCGGCCGCCAAAGGGAGUUAUCCUCUACGGUUGCCCUGGUACUGGAAAGACCCUUCUAGCGAAAGCCGUAGCGAAUCAAACAUCAGCAACUUUCCUCCGUAUUGUUGGAUCAGAGCUUAUCCAGAAAUACCUCGGAGACGGACCAAAAAUGGUUCGUGAGCUUUUCCGCGUCGCCGAGGAAAAUGCACCAUCAAUCGUCUUCAUCGACGAAAUCGACGCUGUUGGAACGAAGCGUUACGAUUCCAACUCUGGAGGAGAACGGGAAAUUCAACGUACCAUGCUUGAGCUUCUAAAUCAGCUAGACGGAUUCGACUCUCGUGGAGACGUGAAAGUGCUCAUGGCUACAAACCGUAUCGAGUCUCUCGACCCUGCAUUGAUCCGUCCAGGACGUAUUGAUCGUAAAAUCGAGUUCCCAUUGCCAGAUGAGAAAACCAAGCGCCGCAUCUUCCAGAUUCACACAUCACGCAUGACCCUUGGAGACGAUGUGAACCUCGAAGAAUUCAUCACUGCUAAGGAUGAGUUGAGUGGUGCUGACAUCAAGGCAAUGUGUACAGAAGCUGGUCUCCUGGCUCUCCGUGAACGUCGAAUGCGUGUGACCAUGGAGGAUUUCCAGAAGUCCAAAGAAAAUGUCCUUUACCGCAAGAAGGAAGGAGCCCCCGAAGAGCUCUACUUGUAA